AUGCGCCAAUUUAACAUCUUUUUAUACAUCUUUUUUCUUUCAUGUUUUUCUUAUGUUAAUGCAUUUUAUAAUGUAACUGACGAUAUUAUAUUUGACCUGAGGUGGUCUGGUAGUCCCAUUAAAUCUCGAGAGGAAAAUGAUGCAGUCGAAAUUAGAACAACAGUUGGGGAGGAUUAUGAAUGUGUUAUACCUACGUUGCUGCUUAAAACAAAUGAAGACGGUCAAAAAGGCUCAGAUUUAAUGGAUGAAGAAACUAUUUUGCAGCCUUUAUUUACGGAACAACCAUGUAGUAUCAGAUCUGAAUCAUACUGGAGUUAUGAACUCUGUCAUAAUCAACAUAUAAGACAGUUUCAUGAAGAAAGAAAAACGAAAAAGAGUUAUCCAGUUCAAGAGUUCUAUUUGGGACAUUAUGAUCCAAGUCCGAAAACAGAGAAGGGUGCUCAUAAACAAGAUUAUGAUACACCAAAAACAGUUACUUUAGGCGAAAACUCCUACCCUUAUUAUGAAGUCAAUUAUAUUGAUGGGACCUUGUGUGAUUUGAUUCAGGAACAUCGUUCAACAACGGUUAUGUAUAUAUGUCAUGAAAGUAUUGGUGGUCAGAUUGUAGAUAUAUCUGAGAUUCGGACGUGUCAAUACCAAGUGGUCUUUGCUACAAAGCUUCUUUGCUCACAUCCUAUGUAUAAGCAAAAACGUGCACAUACAAAUGCAAUUUCAUGUCAUUCAAAAAAUGGUUCACCAAGUAAACCUAUGGCAUUAGUUGCACUUGAGGCUGAACGAAAAAAGCUUCAAUCUCAAACUUUCAGUAAUCUGGCAGCUCUGCUCAGUGAUAAAUUCAAGUCAAAAAUAAAAGUUACGGCAAAACGUGACAAAGACGUGAUCCUGUAUCAGGUACAAUCUGCUGAAGAUGAAAAUCUUAAAAAAGAUUUAAAAACCGAUGAUACUCGUAGCAAAGAUAUCACUAGCGGCAGUAGUAAAGAAGAUAGUCGGCGUGAUAAUAAUCAAGCGAAAGAAUUUCUACACGGUAAAUUAUGCCUUUCUGGUAAACUAGGCUGGUGGACACAUGAAAUAUGCUUUAAUAAACAUGUACGACAAUAUCAUGAGGAAGAAAAUAAAUUGAAUAAUCGAGAAAUUCGUCUUGGUAAUUGGGAUUUAAAUGCACAUAUAAAAUGGAUGAAAGGGCAAUCGUCAACUGAGAAACAAACCUCAAGUAUUCCCUCAGAUAGACAAAUUUCAUUGUAUUAUGGUAAUGGGGAUUUAUGUAAAGAAACUGGAAAAUUACGAGAAACUAUUGUAAAAUUGAAGUGUUUACCUUCGACGAACAGUAAAAUAAGUUUGGCGUUUUCUGAGCCUAAAACAUGUGUAUAUUCUAUCCUAGUUGAAAGUUCAAUGUUUUGUGAUAUAAUACCGUUAGCUGAUGAAAAUGGUAUAAUACCUUUAGAGAAAGUUUAA
Messenger RNA from Trichobilharzia szidati, 1449 nucleotides. Lineage: Eukaryota; Metazoa; Platyhelminthes; Trematoda; Strigeidida; Schistosomatidae. The record is from the annotation of a GenBank genome assembly.